AUGACCGAUUGGGUAAGUAUUACAGAUCAAUUUGAAAGAGUUGAUGAAUACGAGAUAGAUGAUCAUCUUUUUGAAUUGUAUUCAGAAAGAUCACCUCCUGAUAAUUUGGGGUUUGUGAAUCGAAGUUCGAAUACUAUCACCAUAACAUUACCUCAAAGUAAUCUAGAUCUUACAAUUAAACAAUCACUUUCAGAAUUAUCUUCUAGUAAAGAAAGUUCUUCAACAGGAUUUAUAUGUUGGCAAUCUUCAGUAUAUUUUGUAGAUUGGCUCCUAUCCCAAAAAGAGUGUCCUUUUGCCAAAAUAUUCCAAUCAAAGAAUGAUAGAGUUAUAGUAGAACUUGGUGCUGGUGUUGCUGGUAUUUGCGCAUCGCUAUUAUCCUCCAAUGUUUCAAGAUAUAUUGCUACUGAUCAGAAACAUAUCUUGAAAUUAUUGAAAGAAAAUAUUGAAUCUAAUAUAAGUACUUCUAAAUAUAAAAGUUCGACAUUAGAUGCUCCUCCUGUGUCAAGGAGUGGUGGUGGUGGUAGUAAUAGUAUCGCAUCGAUCCCAAUUGUAGAUGUCUUAGAGUUUGAUUGGGAAGAUAUAGAUCAAGGAUUAUACAAUUACAAUCAACUUAUUCAAGGCAAUAAGAAGCCAGAUAUACUUAUUGCUUGUGAUACAAUCUAUAACGAAUAUUUGAUUCCUCAUUUCCUUAAUGGUUUACGAUCAUUAUUGAAUAAAAAUUCAAUUGCUUUAGUUGUAUUACAAUUAAGAGAUUCAAUAACAUUAGAAACAUUUGUUAAAGAGAUUGUUAUUCAACAGAAGUUGAAAUUGUAUUCAAUUCCAUUACAAAUGUUAAGUCAUUCAUUACAAUCUGGAUUUGUAAUUUAUUGUAUAACUUUAUAG
Molecule: messenger RNA, 882 nt
Organism: Hemisphaericaspora subhashii
Lineage: Eukaryota; Fungi; Ascomycota; Pichiomycetes; Serinales; Debaryomycetaceae
Product: S-adenosylmethionine-dependent methyltransferase
Exons: 1
Coding region: 1-882 (293 amino acids)
Source: RefSeq, a predicted model, not a curated record